Molecule: messenger RNA, 4918 nt
Organism: Vespa velutina
Lineage: Eukaryota; Metazoa; Arthropoda; Insecta; Hymenoptera; Vespidae
Product: UNC93-like protein
Exons: 6
Coding region: 776-2434 (552 amino acids)
Biological process (GO): regulation of potassium ion transport; regulation of muscle contraction
Cellular component (GO): striated muscle dense body; plasma membrane
Molecular function (GO): potassium channel regulator activity
Source: RefSeq, a predicted model, not a curated record
CUGAAUGUCCACGGAUGACGAACAGCGAGCUCGUGCGAUGUAUAAAAAGAGAAAUAGCGAGAAAAAUGGAAGGAAAGAAAAGGAAGGUGUGUGCGUGUAUGGCAUAUAUGGUAUAUGCAUGUAUUGUUAGAAAGAGAGGGAGAGAGGUUAGAAGGAGAACGACAAACUCGAGUCGGCGAACCGAAUCCGCUCACCGAUUCCAAAGUCCGCUGGCAGGUUCAGUUGUCUUCGAAUCCCCGAACUGUUCGGACGUAGUUUGGGCCGAGUGGUUUUUUCUAUUUUUUCGUUUUUUAAACUGUUGCACGUUUUAUACAUAUUUUCCCUUUUUCUCGUUUUCUUCUGCUCUUUCUUGUUAUUUUGCGUAUGCGCGUGCACGCGUUACGUUUUCGCGAAUUUCUUAGGGUACAAAACGCGCGAAAUUUAGAUAUUCACGAAAUUAAUUUUGAAUUUAUUGCGCGUUAUUGGUGCUUGAGGUAUUCGCGUGCGUGAAACAAGAGAAAAUCGUACUUUCUCUGUCUUCUGAAAGAAAAGCGAUACGAACUAUAAAAAUUUUGAGACCGAAAAAAAUUGAGAUUUGAAACGUCAUUGACAAGAUUUAUUUAUCGAGCCCUCGAACAAAGCUUUUCUUUCUCCCGUUAGAAGAUCUUUUUGCGAGAACGGCUUACUUGGUUUUAUUACGACGAAGAUCGACGAGAAAGAGACGAAGAAUCGAAAUAGGCAAAUUCUUGCAGAGAGAAAAGGAAUUACACCUUUUAAAACGUAGCUGAAACGUAAAAUGGUGGCUUCGCAGAACGAUGGCGGUAGAAGUGUGGGCGGUGGUGGAAGCGAUACCGUUUACACAGUGACGGUAAGCGGUGUAGGUUAUAGGAACGAAGGUUACAAAGAUGAUGGUACCGAUUGUAUUCCACCGGAGCCUCAAAAACCACCACAGCUACCUCAAACGGAAGAUGAUACUCAAUCGAGGAAAUUUAAACUUUCCCGUGGCGAGAAGUGGCGGAUUUUGAAGAAUAUUGGGACCGUCUCGAUAGCGUUCAUGGUGCAGUUCACGGCGUUCCAAGGCACAGCGAACCUUCAGUCGUCAAUAAAUGCAAGCGACGGCCUCGGUACCGUCUCUCUUUCGGCAAUUUACGCGGCCCUUGUGCUCUCUUGUAUUUUCGUACCGACUUUUCUCAUCAAGAGGUUAACCGUUAAAUGGACGCUUUGUCUUUCGAUGCUUUGUUACGCACCUUACAUCGGUUCUCAGUUUUAUCCAAGAUUUUACACCCUUGUGCCGGCUGGCGUUUUGCUCGGUCUUGGUGCCGCACCUAUGUGGGCAGCAAAGGCUACCUAUCUCACGCAGGUCGGUGGUGUUUACGCAAAACUCACGGACCAACCGGUCGACGCGAUUGUCGUCAGGUUCUUUGGCUUUUUCUUUCUUGCUUGGCAAACCGCAGAACUCUGGGGAAAUCUUAUAUCUUCGUUGGUCUUGAGCGAGGGAGAAUUCGGUAGCAGUAGUGGCAAUAGUACGACUAGCUGGAACAAGAUAAAGCUCUGUGGUGCCGAAUUUUGCGUUCUUGGUAAUGGAGCGCACGAAAACUUAGAGAGACCCCCGGAAUCGGAGAUUUACGAAAUUUCCUCGAUCUAUUUGACAUGUGUCAUCGUCGCGGUGAUCAUCGUCGCUCUUUUCGUCGAUCCUCUAUCAAGGUAUGGGGAGAAACAACGGCGUGCUGAUAGUCAGGAGCUCAAUGGUAUUCAGUUGCUCUCCGCGACUGCUUAUCAAUUAAAGAAACCUUAUCAACAGUUACUAAUACCCAUCACGGUAUGGAUCGGCAUGGAGCAGGCCUUCAUCGGCGCCGAUUUUACUCAGGCAUACAUCUCUUGUGCUCUAGGCGUUCACAAAGUGGGAUACGUGAUGAUCUGCUUUGGAGUGGUAAAUGCAGGAUGCUCCUUGCUCUUUGGCUCUCUUAUGAAGUUCGUAGGCAGGCAACCGUUGAUGGCACUUGGUGCCAUAGUUCACGCCUGUCUAAUAGUUGUGCUGCUUCUUUGGAAACCACACCCAGAUAAUCCAUAUGUCUUUUAUUCAGUCUCCGGCCUUUGGGGAGUUGGUGACGCCGUCUGGCAGACACAGGUCAAUGGUCUCUAUGGUACUCUCUUCAGGCGCAACAAGGAAGCUGCGUUUUCGAAUUACAGACUAUGGGAGAGCGCAGGAUUCGUGAUUGCAUACGCGUACAGUACACAUCUGUGCGCCCGCAUGAAGCUUUAUGUUCUAUUGACCGUCUUGAUGAUUGGCACGAUGGGCUACAUAAUCGUCGAACUUCUUCACAGACGUAAACAGAGGAGAUUGAAGGCUAUCGCUGAGGACCCGAAAGCCGCGCAAGCAGAGGCCAAUCAGCCAGAAGAGACAGAUGAUGAAAAGGACGAUCUCGACGACGACAUCAUCAUUACGCAUCUUUGAACCGACACAUCGAUUCGCCAAGUUUAGAUGACGCGAAAAAAAAGGCAUUUUUCUGUCUUUUGUCGCGUUCUCGCCGAGACCGAGGACAAUAGAACAUUUUGAAACAUUUGUGGACGAUGUUGAGUGACCUCGGGCGACCCACUUUCCUCCUUCCUUCCUUCCUUUCUUCUUUCCUUCCUUUCUUCUUUCCUUCCUUCCUUCCUUCCUUCCUUCCUUCCUUCCUUCCUUCCUUCCUCCUCUUCUACUUUUCAUUUUAGAUCUAAUUCAAUUUUCUUUAUUCUUCUAUCAACUCGAAUAUUAAUCCUUUCUCCUUAUCUUAUCGAUGAAAUUAUAUGUAAUAGAGUGAAAAACUACGUGUAUGCAAAAUGAUGUGAGAUGGUCUUUCGCGAUGAAACGAAAGCACCACUUUUCGCGAUUCCUCUUGUCGCAAAGAAGAGUUCAGGAAAGGAACGUUACCGUUUAUUUGUCGUCUAUUUGCUGUUCAUUCGCCAUCCAUUUGUCGUCCAUUGGAGACAUUUUUCCUUCCCAUCAAAUCACCUCGUUUUAAUCAAUAAAGCAAAGACCCAUUUUAUUUCUUAAACAAAUAUCAACAACGUAAUCGACUUAUCGACGGAAUUCUAUUUUGCUUCUUCAAUGAUAGAUGGAAAGAAAGCAAAGAGAAUCUAUCGAAUUCCAAGACGUCCUCGUCGCGACAAAAAAAGAAAAAACACAUUCUUUUCGAGAUCUUGAUCAAAUGGAAAGAAUAAUCGACGUACGUCCCUACCUAUUUAGACAGAUAGAUACAUUCGCAUCAAGAUUCUUCUUUGGUGAAGAUGACUUCUACAAAGAAACCCUUUACGCUCGACUGCUUUUUCCCGCCAGAACGAGAUACCCGUAGAGGAAACUCACGACAAUCCUGUCUUCUGGCGACGGUGCUUCCCUACAUAAGCUACCAUUGUAUCUAUUUAUAGGUAUCGCUAACUACUUAUCCGUCCAAUGUGCGGAGAACCGACUCUGGUCUCCGAACGAAUGCCUUCUUCGUCCUUCUCUUUCUCCCUCUUCCUCGCUCUUCUUUCACCGGCUGAUGGAUACUCAGGCUCGCCCAAACCCGUUCCAUCGUGUAUAAGAGAGAAAGAAAGAGAGAAUAUACAAUUUUCUUACCGACGAUCGUCAGAGUUUAAAUUCCGCGAGCUCCAAGCAAAGGGGGAGAUUUCUCUCUUCAGUGCAUCCUUCUAAAGGGAUUUUAGCUCUUUUUUUAAACGUCUGGCGCGAGACAAGGAUUAUUUUUAGAGUCCGGUUGUGUACCGACGGCACGAAUCACGCUAUCGUUCGUUAUUCAACGAAGGAAGGCAAUCGUUUAUCUUCGUCCGAUUGCCAUAGUUUCUCGUCUUGGAGGUCAGGAACCUUUCUGGGCAUAUUCCAAGGUAGGAAAGGUUUCAAAGUACAACCUCUCAUUUCUCUCGUUAGCAUGCUUCUCGCCAUUCUUCGUCGCUAUCCAUCUUCACAAAAACAUUAAUCACGAAUCCUUCCUUCAACCAACUUCUUCCGAAUUAAAGUCUGAAACUUUACAUGAAUCUCACGGAUUUAAUGCGAUUUAUUGUUCUUUCGGAUCUCUCUAUCUUACUAUUAUUACUUGCAUAUUAUAUAGUAGAUAUACAUCAUUAGAGUUGCGUGAUAUUGAUAAAAAAAAGACAAAGAGAAAACAUCUUUUCGACGUAAGAGUAAGUGUCGUGAUCGACCUUGCAAUUUCUCGGAAAAAGAAUCGAACAGUUCCUUCAUGCUCUUUCAAAUUCCACUUGCGCUUCCUAGCGAAAGAUCAAAAAAAAAAUGACAAUAAAGUAUUCUUUCCUUCAUGGAAGAUAAUAAAUUACUAUUUCGAAAGUAAAAUAAAAAGCAAAGAAAAAUGAUUAUCUGAGACAAUACAAAUUCUCAAUUCAAAGUAUUAUGUGUUUCUCGUCUUCAAACUGAGAUAUCGAAUCGCUUAAAAUUUGCUAUGCGCGAUGACAGACAAUGGAAAUAUGGUCAUUACUGGUAGAAUAUAACAUUGAAAGUCCUACUAAAAAUACGCACAUUACCAUUCUCUCCUUCUUCUCUCUAGUUUCAUCUAUGCUUUAUCUUUUUUCUAUUCUCUUUAUAUAUACAUUUGAUAAAAAACUAGACCACAAAAACUGUAGUUCUUAAGAAGCGCAAGUUCGUUUAAUAAAAAUAAAAUGUGUAGAUAAAUAUAAUAUUAUUAAGGAUAAUAAUUGUAAGAGUGUUCUAAUGAUAAAUGUAAGACGAAGUUAAUACGAUAGCGGAUAAAUAAGCCUUUGUUACUUGCCGGCGAUUAAUGGUCGAUUCGCGAUCAUGUAUCGCAUAAAAAAUAAUGUAGCUCAUUUAUGUGAAAAAAUGAAAACUAGAUCUGCAACAAAAAAACCUCGUUUCUUUGUGUUUUAUAAGAGUCUCUAUAAUAUUUUGUAUAAGUUGAAAACAAAUGUAUGAUUUAAUAAACCAUUUAUCGAUAAA